Messenger RNA from Periconia digitata, 753 nucleotides. Lineage: Eukaryota; Fungi; Ascomycota; Dothideomycetes; Pleosporales; Periconiaceae. The record is from the annotation of a GenBank genome assembly.
UUUUCGACACUUCCACACUUCGCAUCCAACUUCUGGUGAUCCAGUACUAACCACAGGUCGACUCAAGAAUCUGCAGCAAUGGCGAUCAAGCACAACCAGCAGAUCCAGAAGAACCACUUCCACAAGGACUGGCAACGCUACGUCCGCGUGCACUUCGACCAGCCCGGCAAGAAGAAGUCGAGGCGCAACGCCCGUGUUGCGAAGGCCGCCAAGGUCGCUCCUCGCCCCGUCGAUAAGCUCCGACCUGUCGUCCGAUGCCCUACCAUCAAGUACAACCGCCGUGUGCGCCCAGGCCGUGGUUUUUCGUUGGCUGAAUUGAAAGCCGCUGGUAUUCCCCGCAAGUUCGCUGCCACCAUCGGUAUCUCUGUCGACCCCCGCCGCCAGAACCUCUCUGAGGAGAGCCUCAAGGCCAACGUGGAGCGUCUCCAGGAGUACAGGAAGCGCCUCAUCGUCUUCCCCCGCCGCAGCGGUCAGACCAAGGAGGGUGACGCCUCUGCUGAGGACGUCAAGGCUGCCAAGGACAACAUCGUCAAGUCCACCAGCGAGGUCCUCCCCAUCAAGAACACCGUCACCUUCGAAGAGGGUCCCAUCAAGAACUAUGAGCCCACCGAGAACGCCUACCGUGUGCUCCGUGACCAACGUGCCGUGGCUCGUUACCAGGGUGCUCGUGAGAAGCGUGCCAAGGCUAAGGCUGAGGAGGCUGAUGCCAAGAAGAAAUAGAUGCACAGAGCUGUGGUAGUAAAAUAGCGACAU